UAUCAAAAUACAAGGUAUAGUAUACAAAGAAAUCAAAGAACGAAUUAGCAAGACAGAAGCUAUAAUCCAUGCUGAUUUUUCAGAAAAUUUUUCAUGUAAACUGAGUGAAGAAAUACAGAGCUAUCACUUUGGUGGGAGCAGAAAACAAGUUUCAUUACACACAGGAAUAUUGUAUCUCUAUAAUGAGAGCCCUAUACCAUUUUCUACUGUGUCACCCUCAAAAGACCAUAGUCCACUAGCUAUUUGGGCCCACUUGGAUCCCAUUCUAGAGUUUUUGAAAACAAAUUAUCCUGAAGUGACAACAGUUCAUUUCUUUUCCGAUGGACCUUCCAGCCAAUAUAAACAAAAAAAUAACUUCUAUUUAUUUUCAUCCAUUUUACACCAAAUGGGAUUUAAAAAUGGUACCUGGAAUUUUUUUGAAUCCUCUCAUGGAAAAGGAGCACCAGAUGGUGUAGGAGGUGCUCUGAAGCGGUUGGGCAAUCAUCUGGUUGCCCAUGGUCUUGAUAUUCCUAAUGCAGAGACAUUUUAUGAACUUGUGAAAGACCACACCCAGAAGAUAAAACUUUUUUAUGUUUCGGAAGCUGAUUUAUUGAAGUACACUGAUAAUCUACCUAUUACUCCUCUAGCAACUAUACAGGGUACAAGGCAGAUCCAUCAAAUAAUAACAUUCAAAGAAAUGGAAAUGUUUUACAGGUCACUCUCCUGUUUCUGUGCAGAGAAUGAUUGGGCUUGUGAAAAACUCUGCAAUUGUUUUUUUAAAGCACAGUUUGUAUCUUUUGACAAACAGAAAGAUGAAUUGAAAGGAAAAAAGAAAAAGAGCCGUUAUUACCAAAUUUAUGAUUCAUCGUCAGAAUCAGAACAAGAUAUAACAUUUCAAGAGACUGAUGAUGAAGAUGCAAAUCUCGAGGAAUUGAUUGAGAGAGGGGAGGAAGAACUUGAACCUCAAUUGUUUGAAAUCCCGUCAAAAACCAACAUUGUCCAAGGAGCAUUCAUCAUUGUAGAGCUGUUAGGUGGGGCUAGGAAAAAAUUGAAACAUAAAUACGCUGCAGUUGUGACAAAAGUGUGCCUGGAGGAAGAGGAUGGGGACUAUUCUGUCAUGUUCUUGAUCAAACAAGGCAAACAAGGCAACAGUUACAUCGCCGAUGAAAAAGAUGAAUCAAUAAUUGACUUGAAGCAAGUGAAAGUGAUUCUACCACAACCAAAAAUUGUGUUGAAAGGCUUACAGCGGGUUGUUUAUGAGUUUCCUUUCAAUUUGGAAAGGGAACUGGUGUAGGCCCAAUGGUGGUGUUUUCAUUAUAGCCUAAAGAAGGAUUUCAUUAUUGGCCUACUGUAAUUUCUGCUUAAUUUUCUCCCAUACUUUUUAUAUUAACCUUUAAAUUAAUAAACUUUCAAUUUUUCAUCUUAUUUAGCCUUUAUUAUAUUAAAU
Molecule: messenger RNA, 1426 nt
Organism: Nilaparvata lugens (brown planthopper)
Lineage: Eukaryota; Metazoa; Arthropoda; Insecta; Hemiptera; Delphacidae
Exons: 2
Coding region: 386-1273 (295 amino acids)
Source: RefSeq, a predicted model, not a curated record